Messenger RNA from Culex quinquefasciatus (southern house mosquito), 568 nucleotides. Its product is annotated as larval cuticle protein A2B. Gene Ontology annotation, cellular component: extracellular matrix. Bases 40 to 456 code for a protein of 138 amino acids. The record is from RefSeq and is a predicted model, not a curated record. The transcript has 2 exons. Lineage: Eukaryota; Metazoa; Arthropoda; Insecta; Diptera; Culicidae.
AUUCCAAUCACAGCGGUCUAACUCCAUCACUCCUGUACAAUGGCUUUCAAAUUCUUCCUCCUGUCUGCCCUGAUUGCCGUGGCCAGCGCUGGUCUGCUCCCAGUUGCCGUGAAGCACGUGGAAUAUGCCGAAGCUCCCGCCGAGUACCAGUUCCAGUACUCCGUCCAUGAUGACCACACCGGAGACAUCAAGAGCCAACAGGAGGAACGCCACGGAGACAAUGUCGUCGGACAGUACACCCUGAUUGAUGCCGAUGGUUACCGUCGCGUUGUGGACUACACCGCCGAUGAGCACAACGGAUUCAACGCCGUCGUCCGCCGUGAACCUCUGACCCAGAAGGUCGUCAAGGCCGUCAAGGUGGUUGCCCCAGUCCAGCACUACGUCUCGGCCCCGGUUGUGCACAAGGUUGCCCUGCCAGUGGCCAAGGUCGCUUACCCAACCUACUAUCACCACUAAAUUGGAUCCUAUUUCAUCUCACCAUCAUAGAUCUUCAUCGCAUCCAGUAGCUCUGAUUGUUAUGCUAGAAUAAAUUUAUUUAUUUCAAUUCAAAUCUUGAUAAACAAGCAAA